CCGUACACUACGCCGGAGCUGCGCUCUCAGAUUGUAGCAUGGCGGUAUGAACAGGGCCUUUCUGUUCAUGAUAUCCACAAACUAUGCGGUUACUCUCUCAGUACGAUCUAUGAAAUCCUCAGCAUCUACCGGACAUAUGGGCAGGUUGUUGACCCAAGCAAUCGACCCCGAGGACGACCUCGUAAACUCGACAUGAGCGACCUGGAUUUCAUCCAUGGCUUACUGAGGGACAACCCGGCCCUGUACCUCGAUGAAAUACAGGAGAUCCUCAGUGAACACAAA
This is a messenger RNA of Gloeophyllum trabeum ATCC 11539, 282 nucleotides long. RefSeq lists its product as uncharacterized. The record is from RefSeq and is a predicted model, not a curated record. The annotation marks the transcript as partial. The transcript has a single exon. NCBI's taxonomy places the organism in Eukaryota, Fungi, Basidiomycota, Agaricomycetes, Gloeophyllales, Gloeophyllaceae.